Auanema sp. JU1783 is the source of this 1434-nucleotide messenger RNA. Lineage: Eukaryota; Metazoa; Nematoda; Chromadorea; Rhabditida; Rhabditidae. The record is from the annotation of a GenBank genome assembly.
AUGUCUUCUGCGACUUCUGCUGACGUGGCUUUCAUCAAGCAAAAGCAAAAUAGAUCAGUGAAUACGGAAAUCAGUUCCUCCUCUACUUCGACACAAUGGAUGUCUUUACUAAACAGCUGGAUUAUCAGUCAAAUAUGCCAACCAUUCAUUAAUCGCUUUCUGUCUACGAUUGUUGAUAAAUCUACUGAAAAUCUUCGUCUGCACAUCCCAGCAAUCAAAAGUCAACGCCAUUUCGGAAGAACUGAUGAUGAAGCAAACAACAACAACAAUGCUUAUCAAAAGGGAUCGCAAGAAAUAGUGACGGUUACAAUACACAACCCAAUAUGGAUGACAUGGAAGAUGCUACUCGAUCCCAAAAUGGGUUUAGGAGAAUCCUAUAUGGAAGGAGCGUGGUCAGCAACACCUAAUCCCAAAGAGUUCUUAGAUGUUCUAAUCAGAGCGAAAAGACAGAACUCCCGACAACGAGGCGAGAAGAACUCUAAUUCGAUCAAAAUUAGACAAUAUCUAUUAACGUCGACUAUGUCGACGAUCAGAAAUGUUGCUUGGCUUGUCAAUUACGUCCUCCACAGGCUUCGCGAUAACACCGUACGCCAGAGUGCGAAAAACAUCGAAGAUCAUUACGAUCUCGGAAAUGAUAUGUUCGAGAUUUUCUUGGACAAUUCCAUGACUUAUUCUUGCGCUUUGUUCGAAGAUUGCAAUAAACCUUAUUUAACUUCCUUGGAAUCUGCUCAGUACAAGAAAAUAGAUGCUUUGAUUGAUAUGAUGGAACUAGAUGAGAACUGUAAUGUUCUUGAAAUAGGGUGUGGAUGGGGAGCUUUUGCUAUUCGGGCUGUACAGCGAACAGGCUGUAAAUGGACAGGACUGACCAUCUCCCAUGAGCAAUUGGCAUGGGGACUUGAUAAAGUUAAAGAAGCUGGUCUCGAAGACAAAAUAAGUUUAAUCUAUAGAGAUUAUAGAAUGGACACUGGAAAAUAUGAUCGCGUAGUAUCUGUUGAGAUGGUUGAAGCUGUGGGUCAAGCUUUCCUUCCACAAUAUUUCCAAGUUAUCUCUGAUCGUUUGAAACCAAACGGAAAAGCUGUACUUCAGGGAAUUGUGUGUCCUGAUGCUUAUUAUGAGAAUUAUUGUAAAUCUUCUGAUUUCAUAAAGAAGCAUAUAUUCCCUGGUGGCCAUAUGCCUUCACGAGGUGCUAUUCGAUGUAGUUUACCAGAAGAUUUACAAUUUGGAGAAGAGAAAAGCAUUGGACUUCACUACUCGUGCACUUUAGAUUGUUGGUUCAACACCUGGAUAGAAAAGGAGGAUCAACUCAAGAAUUUGGGAAUUUCAGACAAAUUCCAUCGUAAAUGGCAAUACUACUUCUGUCUUUGUUCUUCCUUGUUCUUACACGGACACAUUGAUACAAUUCAGUUCUCGCUGAGAAAGAGCGCAAAAAACUAG